AUGGUCCACAAGCGCGGACCUGGUAAUCGUGGAAAGCGGCAGACGGGUACUGAUCGGGCAGCUCAGUCCGAGCGUGCGGCACUCGGACAAUAUUCUAGGAACUAUACCAGCUCCGCUUCGCAGCACGAUUCUAAAGCCGAGCCUCAAGUCCUAAAGAAGGAGUACGCAUCCUUCGCCUCUCUGCCUGGAGAGAUUCGCAAUAUGAUCUACCGGCUCACACUGAUCGCCGACGGACCUGUCAAUAUCCGCUACACCGUGAAGAAUGAAAUCAACACGUAUCAUGUGAGUAGCCGUGUUGACGGCGCGAUUGAAAGUGUGAUUGAUGGGACCGGACCCGGCUCGACCGCAGUGUCUGGUUACCAGGCAUGUACGGCAUUGCACUUCUUCAGCGUCAUAAACAGGAAGAUCAGGAAAGAAGCGCGACCGUUCUUCUUCGCACACAACAAGUUUAAGUUCCUCGUCAAUGAUAGAUCUGGUCGACUUUUCACGCCCACCUACGGAUUUCUCAAGGAUAUGAUGUAUCUGAAGGCCUGUGUUUCUUUCCUCGAGCACAUAGGCAUGGAAGGUCGCGCAUCGCUUACAUCGUUAAAGCUCGAUGAUGCCUGCACAGCGCCCCAGUGCGAUCCUACCUACCACAAUGGGCAAGCUGUGGCGGACCUUUUCCGCCUUCUCCAUCAAUGCACUAAUCUCAUUUCCUUGGACUUGACCAACAUUCUCAUCUUGGCCCCGCCCAGCAUCAAGCGACGUCUUUUCUCUGAUGGAGCCUUUCCGGCAAUAUACCAUAUUCCGGGAGACGCCUUGCGCGUCUUCGCCAACCGCUUCAAUGCACUUCCCCGCCUGAAGGUGCUCAAAAUCUUCUACUUCCUAGACUACUUCGAUUUGAAGGCCAUCUGGCACGAACCACGAGUGAAAGCGGUUGCAACAGCACUAGCACCGGCGCUUCACGCAGAGGUCCGACUCGAGGAGGUGUGGUCAGAUAUAUUCUUCGUAUGA
Molecule: messenger RNA, 993 nt
Organism: Didymosphaeria variabile
Lineage: Eukaryota; Fungi; Ascomycota; Dothideomycetes; Pleosporales; Didymosphaeriaceae
Exons: 2
Coding region: 1-993 (330 amino acids)
Source: RefSeq, a predicted model, not a curated record